Molecule: messenger RNA, 2094 nt
Organism: Brassica rapa (field mustard)
Lineage: Eukaryota; Viridiplantae; Streptophyta; Magnoliopsida; Brassicales; Brassicaceae
Product: polygalacturonase ADPG1
Biological process (GO): carbohydrate metabolic process
Molecular function (GO): polygalacturonase activity
Source: RefSeq, a predicted model, not a curated record
CGACUGAAAUAGUUGGAGUCGAAAUUGGCACUUUUCCCAGUAAAAGGGACCCAAAACUACUAUCCAACUUUGAAAGACGGGAAACGCCGACGUUUAUCACUUCUGCUUAUAUGUUUUCAACUUUUUAUAUUUAAUGUAGGGAUAUAUAUACAUAACGUAAUGUUAGCUCAGUAAUUGCACAUGAUAGAAUGUUACUGUGAAUGGUAUACGAUGAUGAAUAUAAACUCUUUUCUAGUAGAAAAUAACUAACUAAUUAAACUCUCUAUCAAUCAAGAAAGCAAUAAAAAUCAAUAAAAAGAUAAAUUAAAAUGGAGGGGAGAUGAGAUAAAGGUUAGAAGCUUACGGUGAUGUUUUCGUAUCAAUCUCAAUCUCUCUCCAUACCUCCAACGCCAUUAAUACUUGAAUAAACAUAAAAUUUCUCCAUUGAAUUGCCUAUAAAUACACAUAUAUCCCACUUCUUCAAUUUCACAUUACAAAAGCCUCCCAAAAACUGCAAAGAGUCUCAUAUUAGUUCUUACUCUCAGAAAUAAAACACACUCUUUCUGAAAAGAUUAGCGUUUCAAACCCCGAAAUGGCCCGUUGUCAUGGAAGUCUUGCUAUUUUCUUAUGCGUUCUUUUGAUGCUCGCUUGCUGCCAAGCUUUGAGUAGCAACGUAGAUGAUGGAUAUGGUCAUGAAGAUGGAAGCUUCGAAACCGAUAGUUUAAUCAAGCUCAACAACGACGACGACGUUCUUACCUUGAAAAGCUCCGAUAGACCCACUACCGAAUCAUCAACUGUUAGUGUUUCGAACUUCGGAGCAAAAGGUGAUGGAAAAACCGAUGAUACUCAGGCUUUCAAGAAAGCAUGGAAGAAGGCAUGUUCAACAAAUGGAGUGACUACUUUCUUGAUUCCUAAAGGGAAGACUUAUCUCCUUAAGUCUAUUAGAUUCAGAGGCCCAUGCAAAUCAUUACGUAGCUUCCAGAUCCUAGGCACUUUAUCAGCUUCUACAAAACGAUCGGAUUACAGUAAUGACAAGAACCACUGGCUUAUUUUGGAGGACGUUAAUAAUCUAUCAAUCGAUGGCGGCUCGGCGGGGAUUGUUGAUGGCAACGGAAAAAUCUGGUGGCAAAACUCAUGCAAAAUCGACAAAUCUAAGCCAUGCACAAAAGCGCCAACGGCUCUUACUCUCUACAACCUAAACAAUUUGAAUGUGAAGAAUCUGAGAGUGAGAAAUGCACAGCAGAUUCAGAUUUCGAUUGAGAAAUGCAACAGUGUUGAUGUUAAGAAUGUUAAGAUCACUGCUCCUGGCGAUAGUCCCAACACGGAUGGUAUUCAUAUCGUUGCUACUAAAAACAUUCGAAUCUCCAAUUCAGACAUUGGGACAGGUGAUGAUUGCAUAUCCAUUGAGGAUGGAUCGCAAAAUGUUCAAAUCAAUGAUUUAACUUGCGGCCCCGGUCAUGGCAUCAGCAUUGGAAGCUUGGGGGAUGACAAUUCCAAAGCUUAUGUAUCGGGAAUUAAUGUGGAUGGUGCUACGCUCUCUGAGACUGACAAUGGAGUAAGAAUCAAGACUUACCAGGGAGGGUCAGGAACUGCUAAGAACAUUAAAUUCCAAAACAUUCGUAUGGAUAAUGUCAAGAAUCCGAUCAUAAUCGACCAGAACUACUGCGACAAGGACAAAUGCGAACAACAAGAAUCUGCGGUUCAAGUGAACAAUGUCGUGUAUCGGAACAUACAAGGUACGAGCGCAACGGAUGUGGCGAUAAUGUUUAAUUGCAGUGUGAAAUAUCCAUGCCAAGGUAUUGUGCUUGAGAAUGUGAACAUCAAAGGAGGAAAAGCUUCUUGCAAAAAUGUCAAUGUUAAGGAUAAAGGCACCGUUUCUCCUAAAUGCCCUUAAUUACUAAGUUGAUUAUGUAAUAUACAUAAAUACGUAUUAUAUGUGGUUAUAGAUGCCAUCUAUAUCCUUAUCUACGUAUUGAUUCUCGAUAUAUAUAGAAAACUAAGGAUUUAUGGGAAUAUACAUACAAUAGUUGAGAUAAUUGUUGUCUUGUAUAUGGUUCACUGAAGUUGAUUGCUUGUCCACGAAUAAAUGAAUAAUGUCAUUUGUCUAAUAUUUUG